GAAAUCAAGCCAUGGACGAAGAGUACGAUGUGGUAGUGCUCGGAACUGGCCUCAAGGAAUGUAUCCUCAGUGGUCUCCUCUCAGUUGAUGGCCUAAAAGUUCUUCAUAUGGAUAGAAAUGAAUACUAUGGAGGAGAGUCCACUUCACUUAACCUUAACCAACUUUGGAAGCGGUUCAGAGAUGGUGAAGCGACUCCAGAAAAAUUGGGAUCAAGCAAGGAAUAUAAUGUGGACAUGAUCCCGAAGUUCAUAAUGGCCAAUGGUGCUCUGGUUCGAGUUCUUAUCCACACUGAUGUUACUAAGUAUCUCCAUUUCAAAGCUGUGGAUGGUGGUUAUGUGUACAACAAAGGAAAGAUAUACAAGGUACCCGCUACUGAUGUAGAAGCACUGAAGUCUCCACUGAUGGGAUUGUUUGAGAAGCGCCGUGCUAGGAAAUUCUUCAUAUAUGUUCAAGAUUAUGAAGAUGAUGACCCAAAAUCACACGAGGGAUUAGAUCUCACCAAAGUUACAGCUAAGGAACUUAUAUCGAAAUAUGGAUUAGAUGACGACACUAUUGACUUUAUUGGACAUGCAUUAUCUCUCCACAAAGAUGAUAGCUACUUAGACCAGCCUGCAUUAGAUUUUGUGAAGAGGGUUAAGUUAUAUUCAGAGUCUUUAGCUCGAUUCCAAGGAGGCUCUCCUUACAUCUAUCCAAUGUAUGGAUUGGGGGAACUACCUCAGGCAUUUGCUCGUCUAAGUGCUGUUUAUGGUGGCACCUAUAUGCUUAAUAAGCCUGAAUGCAAGGUGGAAUUUGAUGGAGAUGGAAAUGUAACCGGAGUUACAUCAGAGGGUGAAACUGCUAAGUGCAAAAAAGUAGUAUGCGACCCUUCAUAUUUACCAGACAAGGUCACAAAGGUGGGAAGAGUCGCACGGGCUAUUUGUAUAAUGAGUCACCCUAUCCCCAAUACAGAUGAUGCACACUCAGUCCAGGUUAUUUUGCCACAGAAGCAACUUGGGCGUAAAUCAGACAUGUACUUGUUCUGCUGUUCAUACUCCCAUAAUGUAGCUCCAAAAGAUAAAUUUAUUGCUUUUGUAGCAACAGAAGCAGAGACUGAUAAUCCUGAAGAGGAGCUAAAGCCUGGGAUAGAACUCCUUGGACCUGUAGAUGAAAUAUUUUUCGAUACAUAUGAUCGAUAUGAACCCACAAACCAGCAUGUGGUUGGCAAUUGCUUCAUAUCCAAGAGCUAUGAUGCAACAACACACUUCGAGUCCACUGUUGAUGAUGUGAUAGAAUUAUACAGUCAGAUAACUGGAAAGACUCUUGACCUGUCCGUAGAUCUGAGUGCAGCCAGUGCUUCAGCUGAGGAAUGAAUUUGUGUGUUCUCAAUUGGGGAAGGGACACAACAAGA
This is a messenger RNA of Impatiens glandulifera, 1387 nucleotides long. RefSeq names its product guanosine nucleotide diphosphate dissociation inhibitor At5g09550. The transcript has 13 exons. NCBI's taxonomy places the organism in Eukaryota, Viridiplantae, Streptophyta, Magnoliopsida, Ericales, Balsaminaceae. Gene Ontology annotation, cellular component: cytoplasm. The record is from RefSeq and is a predicted model, not a curated record. Bases 12 to 1349 code for a protein of 445 amino acids. Gene Ontology annotation, biological process: small GTPase-mediated signal transduction; vesicle-mediated transport; protein transport. Gene Ontology annotation, molecular function: Rab GDP-dissociation inhibitor activity.